Messenger RNA from Astyanax mexicanus (Mexican tetra), 2425 nucleotides. RefSeq names its product ubiquitin protein ligase E3 component n-recognin 7 (gene ubr7). Gene Ontology annotation, molecular function: zinc ion binding; ubiquitin protein ligase activity. Gene Ontology annotation, cellular component: cytoplasm. Bases 271 to 1488 code for a protein of 405 amino acids. The record is from RefSeq and is a predicted model, not a curated record. Lineage: Eukaryota; Metazoa; Chordata; Actinopteri; Characiformes; Acestrorhamphidae. The transcript is spliced from 11 exons.
GGCUCUGGUAGCACAACUAAGCAGAGCACCGGAAACGGCCGUGUUGUUGUUUCUGUUUUUAAUCCCUGUUUUUGCGCUGCUGGGGGUUUAGCCCUGCUGUGAAAUUAAUCCUCAGAGAGGGUUUAAGUAGCUAAAUCUGUUUAAUCAGGUAGUUUUGCUUUAGGGCGUGUUUUAAUAUUAUUCAGUUCCCGCUCCGGUACCGAGUACUUUUUCUGUGUAGACAGGAACUGGAAACCAUUUUUUUUUAUUUUUGCGCUCGUUUCUUCAAGGAUGGCGGCAAACGAGGGCGGCGAGGAGGCGACCGUGUCUCUGGUGGACGUGCUGGAGGAGGACGAGGAGCUGGAGCAGGAGGCUUCAGCCGUGCUGGGGGGCAGCGACUCGGAGAAGUGCUCCUAUCCUGAGGGAUAUGUCAAGCGUCAAGCCCUAUAUGCAUGCAACACCUGUACACCAAAGGGAGGAGAACCUGCAGGGAUUUGCCUGGCCUGUUCCUACAAGUGCCAUGAGGGCCAUGAACUAUUUGAGCUCUAUACCAAGAGGAAUUUCCGAUGUGACUGUGGAAAUGACAAGUUUGGGGAACUUGAGUGCAAAUUAUUCACAGAGAAAGAGAAAGUGAAUUCUGGGAAUAAAUACAGUCAUAAUUUCUUUGGCUUGUAUUGCACCUGUGACCGGCCUUACCCAGACCCAGAGGAUGAGGUUUCUGAUGAGAUGAUUCAAUGCAUUGUCUGUGAGGACUGGCUCCAUGGUCGGCACUUGGGCUGUGUGGUGCCAGAGUGUGUGGAGCUUCAGGAAAUGAUCUGCGAGUCUUGCAUGAAUAAAUCCCCUUUCCUCUGGACCUAUGCUGCUCAUAUUGCUGUGCCUCCAGUACUCAAAGUAUGUAAAGCAGAGGAGGCAGAGAAGGUAGAUGUGGAUCAUGUUGAAGAGGAGAGUAAGCCUGAAAAGGAGGAUUCUAAGAGCCCAGUGGAUGACAAGCAGGUGGAGAUGAACGGGACUGCAGGCUGUAAGCGGAAGCUCCAGGAGCUGGAGAACAGCUCUGCAGAGGGCUCGUGCUCAGGCUGCAGGCUUGCAGAGAUGAAGACUUCUGGGCAGAGCAGAGCUCAGCAGGGUGCUGUGUUCUGGCCGGCUGCUUGGCGCGCUAAACUCUGCUCCUGCACCCACUGCAAGAAUGUGUUCACGGAUGCUGGAGUGGCCUUCCUCCUGGAUGAGACGGAUACAGUGCUUGCUUAUGAGAACAAGGGCAAAACCACAGAGCAGGCAGGUGGGGCAGAGGGCCGUGACCCUCUGAUGUCUGCCCUAAACACCCUGAAUCGUGUCCAGCAGCUGGAGAUCAUUCAUGAGUAUAAUGACAUGAAGACAGAGCUGAAAGAUUACUUGCAGAGAUUUGCAGCAGAGGGCAAGGUGGUGACUCCAGAAGACAUCCGCAACUUCUUUGAGCAGCAGCAGAGUCGUAAAAGGCGACGGGCCAAUGCUGGUCAAUACUACUGCAGUUGAACUGCUUCUCAGCAAACCCGUACUAUAGCCUGCCACCUACACGUUGAUCCCGGCCUCGUCACCCCCUCAACAGCACCUCCCCAAAACCUGUUCUGUUUUUCUUAGUAUAUGCAGACAUAAAUCCAUAAAUCUUACAUCGGUUUGUUUUGAAUUUGUGAGUUAUGCAUAUGGUUGAUAUUCCCAAAGAUAUUUUUUUGUCCCUGUUUCAGUUCUUUUCAGCAGGGUAAAAGUUGGAUCAGACCGACCAGCUGCACCUUUAAGUGGCUGUGCAUUUCAGGGCUCAUUUCUGAUGUUUGUCCAGCAUCAGGUUGAACUUUAAUUCUAUGGUAGACAAUGAGACAGCAAUUCUCUGAUGCCUUGUCCAUAUACGCCCAUUUAUUCCUCAGGAGUUUUCUCUUGUAGCAGUUAACAAUACAGCCAUUUUAUACCAAAACACAGUAAGUGUUAAAAAAAAAAAAGUUGAGAGGUCUGAUGCUUAAUCUGAACCGUUGUGGUGUGAUACAGAGUGGAGGGGCAACAUCAGAAAAGCCUUUAGCUUAUUAGCACGUGGAAAACCCAAAUCUCACAACCACUUUAUGAUGCAUAUCAGAUGUCUUAACCAAUCAUUGUGAUAAUUGCAUGGGUUAAAUGCUGAAGGCAGAAGCCCCAGUCAGAAUGUUUUUCUGCAUGUUUCUCGCUGGUGUUUGAAGCUUAGUAGAUCAUGAACAGAUUUAUUUUGCUUCAGCCAGGCUGUUGACUGGACAGGUGGACAUCAGUGUACAUGUAAUUCUCCCCCUAAAAGCACAUCCUGAUUGGGGCUUUCAGUAUAUCAGGCCAUUUGAUGAUGGUUGUGACCAAGUAGUAAUUUUAUUAUGAUUGUUUUAUGUAUUUACUUUGUAGAUCUUCUGUUACUUUGUACAUGUAUGUAUCUUUAAGAAAUAAACAUUAUUAAAUUUUA